Oreochromis aureus is the source of this 2169-nucleotide messenger RNA. RefSeq names its product LIM domain only protein 7-like. Gene Ontology annotation, biological process: regulation of cell adhesion; regulation of signaling. The transcript has 3 exons. Lineage: Eukaryota; Metazoa; Chordata; Actinopteri; Cichliformes; Cichlidae. The coding region runs from base 246 to 1604 and encodes 452 amino acids. The record is from RefSeq and is a predicted model, not a curated record.
CAUGAGCAGUGGCUUUUGGUCAUAGUGUGCUGCCUCUAACAUUUUUGCAGUCUUCAGUUUGGUGCUUUUGUUCAAAGAGCUUUGCGUUUUUAAAGAUUUAGCAUGCCCUUAUUUGCUUCUUUUGAGCUUGGAGGAGUGAUUUGAGAUGGCAGGACAACUCCACAAAUCAAUUUUUACCUCCCAGCUUGACGUUGAGCUUGCAUUGGUUUGGUAUUCCUUGUGUCAUUUCAUUUGCGGUUGUUGUGAUGGACAAAUAUACUCCUUUUUUUUUUUUUGGUGUGACCUGUGUGCUAGAAAAAAAAGGUUUUGACACUUGUGGUUGGCUGUCUCUCUUGAGCAGCAGCGGCAUCAGCAGAGGGGAAAUGCAACCCCCCCGGCACGGUUCAGUGAGGGUGGACCACCGCCGAGGCGUGUCCACUAACAGCCUGUUCAGGGAGAUAUAUGACGACUCUGAGGAUGAGGAUGAUGAGGUGGGCUAUGCUGACCCUGUCCAAGAUGAUCUCUAUGCCCGUAAGAUGGGUAUCAAACCUCAGCCUACAAGUAGCGUAUCUUAUGACAAGUUCUUACCCAAAUUCUGGACACCAGAAGAAGACAUUCACAUUCAGAAGAUCAAACUGGGCUCUCAGAGGAGACCCUGGUACAAGAAGAUACAAGGCUUCAGCCAUAAGAAGUCAGGCUCUUCAUCAGAUGACUCGGACUGUGACAUCAGCCCCUGGCUCUCCUCCGCCCCCUCUCCCUCUGGCCCAUCUCCCUCUCAUACCCGCACACACGAGGCUUCAGCUCACACCACCCUUGUUGUGGGGAAAAGUCCUCAUGUUCAACCACACACUCCUCCACAGCUUCCCAAGUCCCCUCUUUUAGAGACCCCCCCACUGGUGUUUGCCCCUGUGGACCCCACCUCAGGUCCCAGACUGGUGAAAGGGGAGAAGUGGAUGCUCCUGGGGCGCCAAGACCCCCGGGAGCCCCCGGACCCCAUUGAUUAUGAAAGUAUUUGCCCAGACUUGGAGAAUGAUGACAUGUUUGCCAGGCGAACCCUUGCCUUCCAGUCCAACACAGACUUGGCUAAACUGAAGACUCUGCUGACUUGCAGACAUCGCCGCUGCAGCUCUGAGCCGCAGCUCAACAUUGUCACCCAGAAACCCGUUCGUGGAGGCGCCGAGGAAACUGAGUUCCCAGACAUUGAGCAGGACGAUGUGGUGUUUCGUAGGGAGAAAACCCAGCAGGCACAGCAACAGCGACCACUCUCAGGAGCACCUGACAACUAUGCCCCGAUGCCCAUCCCAGAGCCUUGGGCACUGCCUCCUGACCUGAAGUCCAGACUCCUCUGCCCCCCAUGUCCCCUGACUCAUAAAGCAGCAACACCGAACCUGAAUGAUGUUGAUAAGGAGGCCCGUCCGGAAACGGAUGACAUGCUAAUUCGAAAGCUCAGAAUCUGUUCUGAUCAGAGCCAGAGCACCGCUUCAUCAGCCAGUCAGAAAACUCCUUCAGUGCCUUCUUCCUGUAGCAAAGAGGACCUGCAGAAAUGGCAGGCAAUCAGGGAAGCUAGUCAGUUAAGACAUAAGAAAAGGCUUUUGGUGGAAAGGCUAGCUGCUCUAAAGUUGUAAAGGAAAAAAAAAGAUUGACGUAAGAGUGGCUGUAGACUUUUUUCCUGCAUGUUUGUCUUGUUGUUUCUGUGCCAUUUCAGACUUUCAGUAAUUUUUGUUUGAUACUGAAUUGUUCUGUUCUGGCUAAGAUUUGAUUUAAAGUCCUUCACAGUCAGCGAGGUGAGUUUUACACAGUUAAAUGCUUGUUUCUGAAAACUAUUUGCUGCCUUCUACGUUCACUUGAUCAGACAUGGGUAUUUCAUAAUAAGAGUGACGAAAAUGUGGUGAAAUUAACCACAACAGCAGCUUAGAACUUGUUCUAAAUGUUUGUUGUUCCCUCAGAGUUGAGUGCUUGAUGUGGUCAAUUUUACUUCUCAAACUCAUGGCGUGUAAAGACUGAGACAUUACCUACACAAUAAACCAACCAAGAUUGUGUAUUUUGAGUUGUGAUGUAUGCAUUUUUUAAAAACCAUAAUGAUUUGGUGUAUCAUUUGCAAGAUAGCCCUGAAAAGAAAUCUGCCUUUCAUCUUUUCUUAUCUGACAGUUUACCUACAUAUGGAAAUAAAACAUUCAUGCUUAAUAAAAG